Messenger RNA from Aspergillus pseudonomiae, 911 nucleotides. RefSeq names its product kinase-like domain-containing protein. The transcript has a single exon. Bases 1 to 861 code for a protein of 286 amino acids. The record is from RefSeq and is a predicted model, not a curated record. NCBI's taxonomy places the organism in Eukaryota, Fungi, Ascomycota, Eurotiomycetes, Eurotiales, Aspergillaceae.
AUGUCACCUCAUCAAAAUGGUUUUCAGCCAUUACAGUCCACCACCCUUUCCUCACAAACCGAAUCCAAGCCUGUCAACAGCGGAAUUUGGCAUCGCUACUCCACAUUGUUAGCAGUCAAAAUUCUGAAGUGUGUUAGACCUCGCCACGAGAAUGUUCUCAUGCUGACAGACAAAUUAUGCGUAAUAUAUGGGCGCCAUGUACAGUUGUCUGAAGCAUCAGCAAUGUGUUUUAUAUCUCGACAUACGUCUAUACCAGUGCCAAAAGUUUUCUGUGCGUUUACUUAUUCGGGAUUGACGUAUAUUGUGAUGGAAAGGAUUAAGGGGGACAUGAUUGGUAGUGGCUGGGCUCACCAAAAUGAUGAAUCAAAGGCAAAGGUUCUUUCACAGUUGGCAAGAAUGGUCACUGAAAUGCGAGAGCUUCAGCCUCCGGAUGGUAUCGUGGCCGCCUCCGUUGACGGUGGGCCACUCUUUGACUGUCGUGUGCCGCGUCGUUCCUUGCACUUUGGUCCAUUCAAUACGAUGCACGACUUCCAUCGGCAUUUACGAAUGGGCAUGGAGUUCGAUCCCGGGCUUGACUCCCAUAUCCAGGAUCUUAUCAACCAACAAAGUAAAACGUGGCCUUCAGUCUUCACUCAUGGGGAUCUUAGCAGCCUAAAUAUGCUUAUUCAUAAUGAUACUAUUGUUGCUAUAAUUGAUUGGGAAACAGCGGGCUGGUACCCAUCAUACUGGGAGUACACAUCUGCCCACCAAGCCAACCCACAAAACUCCUUUUGGGUGCAUGAGAUUGACAAGUUCUUACAGCCAAUGCCUGAAGAGCUGGGCAUGGAACGGAUCCAUCAAGAGCAUUUCGGAGAUACAUGAGUAGCGUAGCCGCUCUGUGAUGCGACGAGGAACGAUUGGCUUGCACUCAC